AGCACUUCCACUUGACCAACGAUUCUGCUCGGAGCAAAGGAACUGCGACAAAGGGGACAGGUAGAAUGCUUGUAUUGAAGCCAUCUAUCUAAACAAACACUAUGAAAAAUAUGGUUGCACCUCAACUCUCCGAUCUCUUCAUCUUCUUCAAUCUUGCACAGACACACAGCACAUUCAACAGCUUCCUCGUCCACCUGCAGCUUUCUUGUCCUUAGUUCUUGUUUGAUUUCUGUCGUGUAUGGGAUUGGGAGGUCAAGAUUAUGGGGGAGAGUGAGGCGAAGCAAGAAGUCGAAUAUCCAUUUCAAAUGGGUAGCGAUGGUAAGCACAUAAGAUAACAUGAUUGAUUGGCGAGAAAACUUGGAAGAUAUGUGUCCUAAUUCUUAACAACCUGGACUGGGAGAACACUUUUUGAUUGGUGGAGAUGCCAGCAGGUAUUUAUAGAGAGGAGAUAUGUCGAAGAGAGCUUUGAGGGAAGGGCAGAACAACAGUUCUUUAGUUUAUGAUAAGGUAAGGAAGGUUAAAAACGUGCAGUACUGUGGGAAUUGGGACUUAGAAAACUAUGCCAACAACCGGUACCAUGUCCACAUACUUGUGCUGGACAAUGACCCACCCAGCAGCCCACUAUACCCUCCCCUUUUGUUUCAAAUGGAACUCCCGCAGCAGCCUUCUAUUAUUUCUUAUUUCUGCAGCAGUUUCCAACGGGUUGAGCUUCCAGUCACAAAAUGAGAAAACACAUCCCUGCACUUUAUUCUUUACCCAGAAAAAAAUCUUUACCUGAAUUAUUUCCAAUAACUCAUCCCUUGGUAU
This is a messenger RNA of Rubroshorea leprosula, 807 nucleotides long. NCBI's taxonomy places the organism in Eukaryota, Viridiplantae, Streptophyta, Magnoliopsida, Malvales, Dipterocarpaceae. The record is from the annotation of a GenBank genome assembly.